AUGGGCAACGCGGGCAGCAACGGCGGGGGAGGCGGCCCUGGCCACCGCCGCCGGAGCUCCGGCCACGGCCACGGCCACCACCACCAGGCGCCGCCGCCCCCGCAGCAGCCGGAGGCCGCGCCCAACCGCUACGUCUUCGCCGCCGCCACGCCCUACCCGCCCCAGUACCCCAACCCCAACCCGCCGCAGUACUACCCGCAGUACGGGAACUACUACCCGCCGCCGCCGCCGUCCGUGCAGGUGCCCCUCCCGGCGCCCUAUGACCACCACCACAGGGGCGCCGCGCCGCCGCCCAACGUGCCCCCCACCGAGUUCCCGCCCUCCGUCCACUCCCACCACUACCCCGGCUGGGCCGGGCGGUACCCUUACGGGCUCCAGCCGCCCAUGCCCACGCCCUACGUCGAGCACCAGAAGGCCGUUACCAUCCGCAACGACGUCAACCUCAAGAAGGAGACGCUCCGGAUUGAGCCUGAUGAAGGCUGUCCCGGUUGCUUCCUCGUCGCCUUCACCUUCGAUGCCACCGUCGCUGGAAGCAUGACUGUCUACUUCUUUGCAAAGGAAGAGCUCAAUUGCAAUCUAACAGCAAUGAAGCCAGACUUGAUUAAGCCUGUUACUGUUAGCUUCAAAGAGGGUCUUGGCCAAAAGUUUAGGCAACCUUCUGGGACGGGAAUUGACUUCUCAGCGUUUGAGGACUCUGAGUUGUUGAAACAGGGGGGAAUGGAAAUAUAUCCACUUGCAGUUAAAGCUGAAACAACACUGUCUGCUGAUCAACCAUCGGAGGGGGAAGACCAGAAGCCAAAAACUCCAAACUCGCAGAUCACACAGGCUGUGUUUGAAAAGAAAGAAAGUGGCGACUAUCAAGUACGAGUUGUUAGUCAGAUCCUUUGGGUGAAUGGCACCAGGUAUGAAUUGCAGGAAAUAUAUGGGAUAGGAAACUCUGUGGAAGGGGACACUGAUGCAAAUGAUCCUGGGAAAGAAUGUGUCAUCUGCCUCUCAGAACCUAGGGAUACUACUGUCCUUCCAUGUAGGCAUAUGUGUAUGUGCAGCGAGUGCGCCAAGGUCUUGAGGUACCAGACCACCAGGUGCCCCAUCUGCCGUCAGCCGGUCGAGCGGCUGCUGGAGAUCAAAGUUAACAACAAAGCCGAAGAGCCGCCCCAGCAGACGUCCCAAUCGCCUCCGCUACCUCCACCCCCUGCUCUGCAUCAGGAAGAGUGUAUGUAA
Triticum turgidum subsp. durum (durum wheat) is the source of this 1221-nucleotide messenger RNA. Lineage: Eukaryota; Viridiplantae; Streptophyta; Magnoliopsida; Poales; Poaceae. The record is from the annotation of a GenBank genome assembly.